AUGGGCCACCAACUUUUUAUCAGUUUGUGUCAGAGCGACCCGUUAUGGAACUUGGUUGCGCUUACUUGUAAGUUCACUGCAAAGGGCGGUGUUUGUGACGUGUACCUGGUGGGAACGUGUCACAUUUUGGCGAAAUCGUGCAGAGAAGUGGAAGCAGUGAUCAGACAUUUGAAACCGGAGGUUGUGUUCUUGAAGUUAUGCUCGAGUCGAGUGGCUGCACUCACCCCUCCAAAUUUGAAGGUGACAAUGGAAGAAAUGAUCGAAAUGUGGAAGAAAAAUCAUAACGCCUUUGAAAUUUAUGGUGGGAUUUUUUCCAAGGUUUUAAGUGAGCUUGAGGUGUUUCCCGGUUCUGAGUUUGCUGUAGCAUAUGAAGAAGCAAGGAAGUAUGGCGGUAAGGUGAUACUUGGUGAUCGCCCAGUGCAGAUUACGGUAGGAAGGACGCGGGCAAUGAUGCCACUUUGGCAUAAGAUAAAACUGCUGUAUUCCUUGCUUUUCUUCCGUUUCAUUAAUUAAUGAUUUGGUCUUGCGUAUUUUCAGUUAGAGAAAAUGGAUGAUGAUGACGUAAUGAUUUUCAUUCAAGAGAUGGGCAAGAAAUACCCAACUCUAAUUGAAACAUUCGUACAUGAGCGAGAUCGGUACAUGUCGUUAAAAUUACUGAAAAUUGCCAGCAAGCAUCGUUCAGUAGUUGCAGUAGUGGGAAAGGGGCACCUCCAAGGGAUUAAGAAGCAUUGGCAGCAGCCUGUUGUGCUGGAGGAUCUCAUGGUAAGUCCAUCAAAAAAGCCGGGUUCUUCCACCAGGAGAAUCCUUAAAUCUAUGGGCGUGGCGGUGACUGUGGCAGCCAUUGUAUCAGGUAUCUAUUUUGCAUCCAAGAGCAAGUAAAGCUUGUUAAUAUUUCUGAUCACCAUUCAGGGUGACCGUAUGUAAAAAGCCAUGAUCGUCUAACAAAGGUUUCUGGCAGCAUAGCAAAACUGAAAGCUCCUCCAACUCUUAGUUUAGUGAUCUUCUAACUUAUUGCCACUCGGGUGCCUUUCAUAGAUGGAAUGCAAGGAUUUAGUCCCUUAAACUCACAUUAAAACUGACUCCACUGAUCCCUACAGUCAUGAUCUUAGUGGAUUGAAAUCAACUAGAGUCGUGCUUGAAGUGGGCAUAUGACUAAUUCUCAUAUGUUAACUAAUUAACAAUAUCAUUGUCACUUAGUACUACAGUCUAGUUGUAUUCCUCUUUAUUUGUAAGUGAGAGGUUCUAAGUUCUAUAUUCACCAAAGGCGAAUUUCAACCACAUAAUUGGUAGCUCAUUGUGAGACCACAUAAUUGCUGAAAAUACUAUAAUGCCUUUUAUUGGAGAGAGAGAGAGAGAGAGAGAGAGAGAGAGAGAGAGAGAGAGAGAGGCGUGUGUGGGUGUUUGUAAGUCAUGGGGCAGUAGGGCUUCGCUAACUCCUAUUGAGUAGUUGCCGUUGCUGAGCGGCUCAAGUCAAAUAUAAUUCUAACCAAAACUUGACAUGAAAAUACUAGAAUGCCCUUUAUUGGAGAGAGAGGUUGCAAAGGAAGGGGAGAGAGAGAGGCGCGUGUGGGUGUUUGUGAGUCAUGAGUGUGGAGCCAAAAAUAUUCUCAAGGCGACACGUGGAUUUUUGGACAAAAAUAACAAAAAUACCCUUGCAGUACAACGAGGUUCCUACACGCAAGCAGCGGGUAACCCUCUUUCAAUCAAGACAGAAGUGCCCAAAAUAGGUAACAAUUCA
Messenger RNA from Malus domestica (apple), 1738 nucleotides. RefSeq lists its product as uncharacterized. The record is from RefSeq and is a predicted model, not a curated record. NCBI's taxonomy places the organism in Eukaryota, Viridiplantae, Streptophyta, Magnoliopsida, Rosales, Rosaceae. Gene Ontology annotation, cellular component: mitochondrial outer membrane.